Messenger RNA from Colletotrichum abscissum, 1188 nucleotides. Its product is annotated as exoglucanase-6A. Gene Ontology annotation, molecular function: hydrolase activity, hydrolyzing O-glycosyl compounds. The coding region runs from base 1 to 1188 and encodes 395 amino acids. The record is from RefSeq and is a predicted model, not a curated record. Lineage: Eukaryota; Fungi; Ascomycota; Sordariomycetes; Glomerellales; Glomerellaceae. The transcript is spliced from 4 exons. Gene Ontology annotation, biological process: cellulose catabolic process.
AUGAAGUUCACCGCCGCUACAUUGGCGGCUUUGGCCUCAACAGCCAUUGCUGCCCCUUCUCAGACGAUCAAGGAGCAACCACGGGCAGCAGCCGCUGCAUGCUCUGCCAACGUCUCCCUGGAUGCGAAGACCAAUGUCUUUUCCAAGUACACCUUACACCCCAACAGCUUCUACCGUGCAGAGAUCCAGGCUGCAGCUGCAGCCAUCUCGGACAGUACGCUCAAGGCCAAGGCCCUGAAGGUUGCUGACAUCGGCUCCUUCCUCUGGCUUGACACCAUUGCCAACAUCCAGCGUCUUACGCCCGCCAUCGCUGAUGUUCCCUGCAACAACAUUCUCGGUCUGGUCAUCUACGAUCUCCCCGGCCGUGACUGCGCUGCCAAGGCCUCCAACGGCGAGCUCAAAGUCGGCGAGCUGAGCCGCUACAAGACGGAGUACAUUGAUCCCAUUGUCAAGAUCCUGAAGGCGAACCCCAAGACCGCCUUUGCUCUCGUCAUCGAGCCUGACUCUUUGCCCAACUUGGUCACCAACGCCAACCUCGCAACCUGUCAGGCCUCGGCAUCGGGCUACCGCGAUGGCGUUGCAUACGCCAUACAGGCUCUCAACCUUCCCAACGUCGUCAUGUAUCUCGAUGCUGGCCACGGAGGUUGGCUUGGGUGGAACGACAACCUCAAGCCUGGUGCCGAAGAGCUCGCCAAGGCAUACAAGGCCGGCGGCAGCCCCUCGCAGCUUCGAGGCAUCGCCACCAACGUUGCCGGAUGGAACUCUUGGGACGCCGAACCCGGUGAAUUCGCCAACGCCCCAGACGGCCAGUACAACAAGGCCCAGAACGAGAAGAAGUACGUCACCCUUCUCGGCGCCGCCCUUCAGACGGCCGGCAUGCCCAACCACGCCAUCGUCGACACGGGCCGCAACGGCGUUCAGGGCCUCCGUCUCGAGUGGGGCGACUGGUGCAACGUCAACGGCGCCGGCUUCGGCCUCCGCCCCAGCGGCAGCACCGGCCUCGAGCUCGCCGACGCCUUCGUCUGGGUCAAGCCCGGCGGCGAGUCCGACGGCACCAGCGACUCGAGCGCCACGCGCUACGACUCGUUCUGCGGCAAGUCGGAUGCCUACAAGCCAUCUCCCGAGGCUGGUACCUGGAACCAGGCCUACUUUGAGAUGCUGCUCAAGAACGCCAAGCCUGCCUUCUAA